GCAAUAUUAUCUCAGGAUGGAAAUCACUACAUGGCCCUAGUGCUGAUUGCCGUUGCUGCAGAAGGUUUAGAACAGUAUGAUCAAGCAUUGAAGGCAUACAAGCGUGCUAUAGAUUCUGAUGAUACACAAUUGUUAGCUUGGCAGGGUCUGUGCAGUUUCUAUGAAAAGAAUGCAAGCACUGAAUUUGUUCAAGAUCAGAUAGAUGCCUAUUUGAGGAUGGUAGAGUUCCAUGCCAGUGAUAGGGACAAGAGAGUUGAGACUGUACUGAAACUUGGAAAGUUAGUGGAUAGCAACACCAACAGUACCAAGCUUGAAAAGGUUGUUGGAAUAUACAGAGAUACAAUAAAAGAAGAGCCAGAUUUACAAAAGAAAACAGAGCUGCAAGUUGUCUUCAUCCGUAUACUGAAGUUGACCAAUGCAGAAGACAAGAACGAGCAGUUACAAGAAAUAGCCAAGGCAGUACUAGAUGCAACAGAGAAGUAUGAAGAUAGUUUAGAGGAGAUAAUUUCAUUAUAUCUCUCUCUAGUUGUCAAGAAAAACCCUACAGAAAUGAACAAAAUAUGCUCAGUGCUGUACAAGAAGUUCCCAGACUCAUCAUCUGUUUUGGGAUAUUCUGUCAUUAUCUUGCUGGAUUCACAUAUAGGUGAGGAGAAGUUGUGUACAUGUGAGGAAGUUGAGGAGAAAUUAAAGUUAUACCAGAGUAAGACAGGAGACAGUGGCACAGAAAUAUCUCUGAUUGCACAAGGUUUUGUAGCUCUUUGUAGGAAGGAAUACAAUAGUGCUAGAAGUAUAUUUAAACAAGUUCCAGACAGUUGUACGAUGGUUUGUUUACCAUAUUUCCAAGCAGUGACCUGCCAGCAGUUACAUAGAUAUGAUGCAGUUUUGAUCUAUUGUGAACAUGGGCUUAAAUUACUGCAGAGGAAAGAUCGCAUUUUAACCAGGCCUAGUACGGAAAUAUCGAAAAGCUUUCACCUGUUGAGAGUGACUUCCCUUGUUGCUGUUGGGGACAAAAUGUCACUAUCUGUUGCCAUGGAUACACUUGAGAAUGAACUUGAUAUAAGUGCAGACACUGUAUCUCUUUUGAAGGGACAUAUACACUUAAAACAAGGAGAGAUAGACAUAGCAAAGACAUGUUUAGUUGGGGAGAGUGUUAAGAGAGUUGUCCUGGAAGGUCUGAUCGCAUUACAUGAACACAGAUUCUCCGAAGCCGCACACAGGUUUGAGAAAGCUUUAAAGAGUGAACCAGAAACUGUCAGUCACCAGGUGAAUCUUGCUAAAUGUUUGUGGAAAACAGAAGACAGAAAACAAGAAUGUUUCACCAUAUUAUUAAAGGCCGCUAAAACAAGGAUCCUUACAAAACUGUGA
This is a messenger RNA of Ruditapes philippinarum (Manila clam), 1365 nucleotides long. RefSeq names its product superkiller complex protein 3-like. NCBI's taxonomy places the organism in Eukaryota, Metazoa, Mollusca, Bivalvia, Venerida, Veneridae. The record is from RefSeq and is a predicted model, not a curated record. Gene Ontology annotation, cellular component: Ski complex. Gene Ontology annotation, molecular function: protein binding.